AUGUUUUCGGUACUGCCCAACACAGAGCAAGUGAUACUCGCUACCAUGGGUAGUGAUAUCGACAAGCUCAUUGGCCCCCAGAUUGUCAGUUUCUUCCCUGAACGAGCACUUAGAUGCGAAGAUGACUAUCGCAGAACCGAGGCAAUGAUAUCCAUCGGAUCUCAUAUGCCCAGACCUGGACCAUAUCAAGUGUUCAAGCGACUUCACCACACUCGUUUCCAAGACAGUCACCAUCGGUCGAGACAAAUGUCUGUUACAAAGGACACCUUUUUGACACACAACAUGGUCUUUCCAAAGCCCGUGCCCUCGCAGCCUGGAUGUCCUCAUGGACUCGACCUCAUCAGUCUUGAUCUUGGUCUAGUUGCGUCGACAUUUGACCAUGAUCAAGUUGUUCCACACAUCCGGCCGACAGAAUAUGCUGGGCAACCGUUGAGCCUCAGGACGUUCCCUCAACUUGAAGAGUUUACUAUGAUGUGCCUGCGACCUACCAGCUGCAGCUACCAAAGUCACUUACCCUUCCUCAAUUCCUCAACAGACAGACGAGGUGAGUACUAUGGCUUCCGCUACCACCAAGAUACCCAACGCGUGGAGUACACUCAGCUGAUUUGGUCCGACGUCGCAGAGCUUGCAUUCGCUGGCGAAGAUCUUACCAAGGGACUAUUUCCUUAUACAAUUGUCCGUUUGUCGAUCGUCGGACAACGGCGCGGUCGGUGCAGGGUGCCAAAAGAGCUUGAAUGGACGCACCUAGACCUGUAUUCCGAGGUUAGUGAGCACCAUCUCAACAGAAUCAGAGACUUGUGGGUGCUGACUCGAAUGAGACUCGAGAACCCGAUUCGAGAUGAGACAUGUCAGAUGGAAGCCUGA
Molecule: messenger RNA, 864 nt
Organism: Fusarium subglutinans
Lineage: Eukaryota; Fungi; Ascomycota; Sordariomycetes; Hypocreales; Nectriaceae
Exons: 1
Coding region: 1-864 (287 amino acids)
Source: RefSeq, a predicted model, not a curated record